UGCUCUGUGGCAGGUUCUCUUCGCUUUUUAUGUUCAUCUUUUUCAUUUUUAUGUGAGUUUGUGGAAUAUAAUCUUUGACUUUCCCAAAAUGUUUCGGCAUUUAUGCCUCUUGCUUGCAGUGCUUUGGCUGCAAGUGAAUGCUCAACAAGUGAGCAGGGAGGAAAUUCAAAGAGCUGUCAACGCUGCCAUCGCCAAAGUGGACUCUGCAUAUGAAUAUUCAAGACAAGAGUGCCUUGAGCGUGUCAAACGGAACUCAGCCAGACCUCAGGAUGUGUUGCGCGUUCUCAAGCAGCCUAGGGGAGUCACCCGUGAGAUAGCCCGAUCUUCUGAUUACAUGAACAAUGCACUGGAUAUUAUCAAAAGAUCGGCGGAAAGACGUCAGAGACGUUCGCUCAACGCAACCGAUCUGCUGUCUGAGGAGGAUUUGGAGUUCAUUUCAGAUCUGACAGGCUGCUCACCUCGACAACGCGACCCCUCUUGCAGGACAACACCCAACGUUAACGUCUUUCGUACCAUAACCGGCGUCUGCAACAACAAGCAUAAUCCCCGAUGGGGAGCCUCAAACAUUCCCUUUGCACGCUUCCUGCCUGCUGAGUACCAGGAUGGACUCACUGUGCCUCGGGGGUUUGAGCCUGUGAAGCUCAACGGCUUCGUUCUUCCGAAGGUCCGAAAGGUGUCCAAUCGUGUUCUGACCACACCAAUCGCUAAUGUGGUGAGCGACGAGGUAUUCACUCACCUCUUGACCUCCUUUGGACAGUGGAUGGACCACGACCUGACUAUCACACCUCAUUCUCCGGUCAUCCGUUCGUUCAGUAACGGCAUUGACUGUGACGAGAGCUGCGAGCGCACCGAACCUUGCUUCCCCAUCGAGAUUCCCAAGAAUGGCCCACGCUUCGGCUUCCAGGAGUGCAUCGCCUUCUUCCGCUCGAGUACCACGUGUGGGACUGGCCCCACAGGCUCCAUCUUUGGCGCAGCCAACGUGCGGCAACAGUUGAACGGCCUCACAUCAUAUAUUGACGCGAAUCAGGUGUACGGCUCAGAAGAUGCCAAAGCAAAGGCUCUACGCAACCUUGACACGGAUGAGGGUUUGCUGAGGGUCAAUACAGAGUUCACUGACAAAGGCCGAGAAUUGCUGCCCUUCACCACUAUGGGAGCCAACUUGUGUGCAACCCGAGCCCGGAUCACCAACGACCCCGAAGCCCAGGAAGUGCUUUGCUUUCUAUCAGGUGAUGAACGCACCAAUGAGAACAUUUUUUUGACCUCACUACACACGCUCUUCUUGCGGGAGCACAACCGACUGGCUCGAGCCCUGCGACAACUAAAUCCGAAGUGGGAUGGAGAGAGAAUCUACCAAGAAGCACGCAAAAUCAAUGGAGCAUAUUUACAGAUUAUCACAUUCAGAGACUUCUUGAAACACAUCGUCGGUCCAGAAGUAAUAUCCAAGAAGCUGUCCACCUACCCCGGCUAUGAUAAGACCGUGGACCCUACUGUCGCCAAUGCAUUCGGAGCAGCUGCCUUUCGCUUUGGCCACUCUAUGGUUCAACCCUUCGUAUUCCGGCUUGACGGUAGUUACGAGGAACACCCGGUGUUCCCCUCUCCAUUGCUGCACACAGCCUUGAACACACCAUGGAGGGUUGUUUUUGAAGGUGGUAUAGACCUUCUCUUGAGGGGGCAACUGGGUCGGCCGGCUAAGUUGAAUGUCCAGGAGGCCGUCAUUACGGAUGAACUGAGAGACAUGCUGUUUAAAUUCUCCUUUGAGUUUGCACUUGAUCUGGCCUCUCUCAAUAUGCAGCGUGGCCGAGACCAUGGCAUCCCAGGAUACAACAAAUGGCGUAAGUUCUGUGGUCUGUCACAACCUCAAAAUGAGACAGAGUUGGCUAAAGUGCUGAAAAACGACGACUUGGCCAAGAAGCUGAUAGAGCUGUAUGGCACGCCUGAUAACAUCGAUCUAUGGCUCGGAGGAAUAGUAGAACCUCUUGUGUCCGGAGGAAGAGUUGGUCCCCUGUUUGCCUGCCUGAUUGGAACUCAGUUCAGCAAGGUUCGCGAGGGAGACAGAUUUUGGUGGGAGAAAGAAGGAGUAUUCACCAAGGCCCAGAGAGCCGCUUUGUUGGCAACGUCAUUUUCCCGCAUCGUCUGUGACAACACUGGUGUGUUUGAAGUUCCAAAAAAUCCCUUCCUGUUCCGGCCACGAGGUUACGGUUACACCAAAUGUGCUGACAUCCCUUCACUGGACCUCACUCCAUGGCAGGAGGACGAACAUGGAUCUUUCCCUAAACCAGGCGAUUUAAACACGACUACCCCCUCCGCACCAGAAACCCCCAAACCCUAUGGACAUCCUGGACCUCCUGGACCUCCUGGACCCCCUGGACCCCAAGGGCCACAGGGACCACCCGGCCCCUACAGCCCCUCCGGAUCCUACAGAUCCUCCGGAACCUCCAGCUAUCAUGUGGCCUACUCUGUGAGACUAGGCAACAACUACCCCAGUCCUGGUGUGCCAAUACCAUUCCGCGAGACCAUCUACAAUGGACAGAACAGCUAUGACACCAACAGUGGCAAAUUUACAUGCCCAUAUGCCGGGGUGUACGAAUUCCAAUUCCACUGUACCAUCUAUGACCACGCGGCCAGUGUGGACCUGUUGCGCAAUGGAGAGUUGAUCCUGCAUUCAUUCACUACCAGGCAAGACGGUUACAUCACAGCCAGUGGAAGCACGUACCUCUCGCUGGGAGUAGGAGAUGAGGUAUGGCUUGUGGCCAACUCCGGUGGCAAUGGUCUGACCAGAGACAGCUACUUCUCAGGGCAUCUGAUUUUUACUGAGGAGUAGAGCUGUAGUCAAAACAAAGCACUCUUGUACAGUCCGGCAAAAAUAAACAUACACACCUCAAUAAAUACAGUUAGAGAAGAAUUGAUCCACCAUCACAAGUUGUUAAAAUAAGAAUUAUGUGACCAUGUGGAAUUUUCCAUAAUUUUACAUGCUUUUUAAUUUGUGUUUUAAUUGUAAGAGUGCAUAAACGAAGAGCCGUGUAAACGAUAUAAAUACAAACUACACUACCAGACUCCAGGAAAAAAAUAGUAUCAAGUUAUCACUUUUUAUUUUUUGUAAUUAAUUCUGCCUUUUUAAAUCUUUUUCUUGUCCUAGCCUUCACACUGUUUAUUUAACCGUCAUUAAGAUAUACUAUUGGAGCUUCUUGAAUAAAAGCAAACGUUUCCUGA
Molecule: messenger RNA, 3210 nt
Organism: Nerophis lumbriciformis (worm pipefish)
Lineage: Eukaryota; Metazoa; Chordata; Actinopteri; Syngnathiformes; Syngnathidae
Product: eosinophil peroxidase-like
Biological process (GO): response to oxidative stress
Molecular function (GO): heme binding; protein binding; peroxidase activity
Source: RefSeq, a predicted model, not a curated record